Messenger RNA from Mastomys coucha (southern multimammate mouse), 959 nucleotides. RefSeq names its product Rac family small GTPase 1 (gene Rac1). Bases 254 to 832 code for a protein of 192 amino acids. Gene Ontology annotation, cellular component: dendritic spine; cytoskeleton; plasma membrane. NCBI's taxonomy places the organism in Eukaryota, Metazoa, Chordata, Mammalia, Rodentia, Muridae. Gene Ontology annotation, biological process: regulation of cell shape; motor neuron axon guidance; regulation of actin cytoskeleton organization. The record is from RefSeq and is a predicted model, not a curated record. The transcript has 6 exons. Gene Ontology annotation, molecular function: GTP binding; protein kinase binding; GTPase activity.
AGGGGGAGGGGAGGCCGGAUGUGAGUGGAGCGGCCAUUUCCUGUUUCUCUGCAGUUUUCCUCAGCUUUGGGUGGUGGCUGCCGCUGUGCUUCGCCUUCCAGUCCACUGAGGGCCAGGCGGCGUGAACAGCGGUCCCGGCACUCGGCGCCCCGCCGCCCGCAACCUCGCACCCGCCCGCCCGCCCCGCGCUUCAGCCCGCCGCUUCCCGCCUCAGUGACCGGCCGCCGCCGCCGCGGCCCACGGAGCGGCCCAGAUGCAGGCCAUCAAGUGUGUGGUUGUGGGAGACGGAGCUGUUGGUAAAACUUGCCUGCUCAUCAGUUACACAACCAAUGCAUUUCCUGGAGAGUACAUCCCCACUGUCUUUGACAACUAUUCUGCCAAUGUUAUGGUUGAUGGAAAACCAGUGAAUCUGGGCCUAUGGGACACAGCUGGGCAAGAAGAUUAUGACAGAUUGCGUCCCCUCUCCUACCCACAAACAGACGUGUUCUUAAUUUGCUUUUCCCUUGUGAGUCCUGCAUCAUUUGAAAAUGUCCGUGCAAAGUGGUAUCCUGAAGUUCGACACCACUGUCCCAAUACUCCCAUCAUCCUAGUGGGGACGAAGCUUGAUCUUAGGGAUGAUAAAGACACUAUUGAGAAGCUGAAGGAGAAGAAGCUGACGCCCAUCACCUACCCACAGGGGCUGGCCAUGGCGAAAGAGAUCGGUGCUGUCAAAUACCUGGAGUGCUCAGCACUCACACAGCGAGGACUCAAGACAGUGUUUGAUGAAGCUAUCCGAGCGGUUCUCUGUCCACCUCCUGUCAAGAAGAGGAAGAGAAAAUGCCUGUUGUUGUAAAAUGUCUGAGCCCCUCGUUCUUGGUCCUGCCCCUGGAACCUUUGUACGCUUUGCUCAAAAACAAAAACGACAACAACAAAAAAAAACAAAACAAACAAAAAAAAAACGGUGGAGCCUUCGCAUUUGA